Egretta garzetta (little egret) is the source of this 912-nucleotide messenger RNA. RefSeq names its product olfactory receptor 14A16. Lineage: Eukaryota; Metazoa; Chordata; Aves; Pelecaniformes; Ardeidae. Gene Ontology annotation, biological process: G protein-coupled receptor signaling pathway. Gene Ontology annotation, molecular function: G protein-coupled receptor activity; olfactory receptor activity. Gene Ontology annotation, cellular component: membrane. The record is from RefSeq and is a predicted model, not a curated record. The transcript has a single exon. The coding region runs from base 1 to 912 and encodes 303 amino acids.
AUGUCCAACGACAGCUCCAUCACCCAGUUCCUCCUCCUGGCAUUCGCAGACACACGGGAGCUGCAGCUCUUGCACUUCUGGCUCUUCCUGGGCAUCUACCUGGCUGCCCUCCUGGCUAAUGCCCCCAUCAUCACAACUGUAGCCUGCUAUCACCACCUCCACACCCCCAUGUACUUUUUCCUCCUCAACCUCUCCCUCAUUGACCUGGGAUACAUCUCCACCACUCUCCCCAAAACCAUGGCCAACUCCCUGUUGGAUACCAGAGCAAUUUCCUAUGCAGGAUGUGUUGCACAGGUCUUUCUCGUUUCCUUCUUGCUCGGAGCAGAGUAUUAUCUUCUCACUGUCAUGGCCUAUGACCGCUACAUUGCCAUCUGCAAACCCCUGCACUACGGGACCCUCCUGGGGACCAGAGCUUGUGUCCACAUGGCAGCAGCUGCCUGGGGCACUGGCUUUCUCAAUGCUGUGCUGCACACGGUCAAUACAUUUUCAGUGCCACUCUGCAAGGGCAAUGCUGUAGAGCAGUUCUUCUGUGAAAUCCCCCAGAUCCUCAAGCUUUCCUGCUCAGAUGCCUACCUCAGGGAGGUUGGGCUUCUUGUGGUCAGUGGCUGUUUUGUCUUUGUGUGCUUUGUUUUCAUUGUGCUGUCUUAUGUGCAGAUCUUCAGGGCCGUGCUGAGGAUCCCUUCUGAGCAGGGACGGCACAAAGCCUUUUCCACGUGCCUCCCUCACCUGGCUGUGUUUUCCCUGUUUCUCAGCACUUCAUUUUUUGCUUACCUGAAGCCCCCCUCCAUCUCUUCUUCAUCCCUUGAUCUCGUUCUGGCAGUGCUGUACUCGGUGGUGCCUCCAGCAGUGAACCCCCUCAUCUACAGCAUGAGGAACAAGGAGCUCAAGGAUGCACUGAAGAAGCUGAUGUAA